This is a messenger RNA of Aureobasidium namibiae CBS 147.97, 1062 nucleotides long. Its product is annotated as alpha/beta-hydrolase. Lineage: Eukaryota; Fungi; Ascomycota; Dothideomycetes; Dothideales; Saccotheciaceae. The coding region runs from base 1 to 1062 and encodes 353 amino acids. The transcript is spliced from 4 exons. The record is from RefSeq and is a predicted model, not a curated record.
AUGCACGAGAAUACCGUGCACGGAUCACUCUAUACGUACGCAUACAAUCAGGGUAGGCCUCUCACCGCUGCCGAAGUACAGGCUCAUCCCGAGUUUCCGUACAUUACAUGGGAUCUCAAGCCUCAGUCGCAGGGCAAAUUGUCCGUUGCAAAGGCCAGAGGAGGACCUCUUGAUAUCGCAUGGGAGGUUCAUGGAGAGGGCGAGAACAAGAUGGUGUGGAUAAUGGGACUUGGUGGACUCAAGACCUCAUGGCAAAGACAAACCAAGGACUUUUCGCACACCAAGGCAUCACAAUACUCGUCUCUGAUCGUUGACAAUCGUGGCAUGGGUGAGAGCAGCAAGCCCAUGCAACGCUACUCGACUUCGGAAAUGGCCAAGGAUCUCCUCGAAGUCAUUGAUCACGUCGGCUGGACGGCAGACAGACAGUUGAAUGUCGUUGGUAUCUCAAUGGGUGGCAUGAUUGCCCAAGAACUUGCAUACAUGAUUCCCGACCGCAUCGCGACACUGAACCUCAUCUCCACAGCACCGCGUCUGUUCAACACGGUCGGCUUCAUCGAGAAUCUGCGCAACCGCAUCAACCUGUUCAUCCCUCGCAGCCUGGACGAUCAAAUCGCAAACGUCAAGCACAACAUCUACACUGAAGCCUUCCUCGACGCCCCAGACAACCUCGAAUACAAAACCAAACCCUUCCCGACCAACGGUGAUCGCUUCGCCGCACAGGAAGUCGCAAAGCGUAAGAUGCCGCAGUACUUUAAUCGCACGGGCUUCAUGGCACAGGCGAUUGCUGCAGGCUGGCACCACAAGACUGAUGCUCAGCUCAAGGAGAUUGGUGACAAGGUGGGCCGAGAGCGUAUCUUGGUGUUGCACGGCACCAAGGACCGCAUGAUCACUUUCCCUCAUGCAAACAUGUUGUUGAACGGGCUAGGUGGUGAGGAGAGUGGUGUUCGCAAAGCCUUCUUCGAGGGACAGGGACAUGUGGUGCCUAUCGAGCUCAGACAGGAGUUCAACAAGAUCAUUGAGGAAAUGGUGGAGAAGGGCAACGCCCUGAACGUCAAGGCAUGA